UGAGUUAGAAUAAUCUAGUAACACACGAUGACCUAACUUUAUUAUUAAAUAAACUAAAAAACACAAAACGUCGACCUCAUGAUGGGAAGCGUAGACCACAGCGUUUAGUUACCCGGACACUUUUCGAAGUUACACAGGAGGACAUCAAAACAAUGGAGCCACAGACGAAACGCUGGAAGGGGUCAGCGUGUGAUGCAGACUCCUGGGUCCCCUAUCCUGUCCUGUCAGAUGAGCAGUCACAAGACGUGGAGCUGGUAGACGCGUUCGCUGCCCCCAUCACCAACAAGAAAGCAACGUCUCGGCUUGUCAGGGAGCUGAACGCCCUCUAUCCACUCAGUGGCCUUCAGCAUAUCAAGAGGGUACGAGCUUGUAAGGACGAGAAUGGGCCCCACCCGUUGCAAGUGCUUCUGUGCCUCGUCAGCGAUGCUCCAGACAUGAAGGUGGUCAGCAUCGACUCUCUUUUACCUUCGGAUGGAGCUAAAUGGGAAGGACUAGGGGAGCCCUUUGUGGUGCAGAUUCCUGCUUGGCCUCCGUUGACCCGACCUCAGUUUGAGCUGGUGAGCCGGCGCUGGCCCACGUCCUUUCAUGAAGACAAACAGGUGACAGUUGCACUCAAAGGAGAACUCUUCGGCCCCCAACAGAAAGCCAUGAUGCACUUGUACAUGAUGGCUGCUCUGACCGCUGCUAAAGCUGCCAAGGAUCUGGGGAUGGAGGCGGUUGGAGCAGUAGUUGUUGACCCCGAGAAGGAGCAGAUCAUAGCAGUCGGCCAUGACUGCAGGGGCAACCACCCUCUGCAUCAUGCAGUCAUGGUGUGUAUCGACCUUGUAGCUCAGAGCCAGGGCAGUGGAUGUUAUCGUUUUGACAGUUUUACAGCCUGCAGCUUUACUUCACCAAAAAUAAAUGCGUCCAAUCCCGAGGUGGGCCCUCGGCCGUACAUAUGCACUGGGUAUGACCUGUAUGUGACCAGAGAACCUUGUGUUAUGUGCGCCAUGGCUCUGGUACAUUCCAGGAUCGGUCGGGUUUUCUAUGGCACCGCCUCUGCAGACGGAGCAUUAGGGACCAAGUUUAAAAUCCAUUCUCGGAAAGACCUGAACCAUCGUUUUGAAGUUUUCAGGGGAGUUCUGAGUGACCAGUGUGAGCACCUGAACAGGAUGUGACCUCGUUAUGGUUUAAAGUGAAUUACGUCAAAACAUUUUAUUACCAAGACCUCACAGAGAAUAAAAAACAAGAUUUACUAUGUAGAAAUGUUUCUGAUCCUGAUUUUUGGUUUGACUGUUUGCAGAUUAAGAAAUGAGGUCACACCGUUUCAUGAUUUAGGUAUAUCCAUGUGGAAAUGUUUAAAUUAAAAAGCAGUAGCCAUUUCUGUUUCAUCAGGUGAAUAAAACCAACUUUUCCAACCAAAUUCUCUCGGAGGGUGAACAUGUUCUAUAAUAAAUAAUUUACAUGAGGAUAUUUAAACCGUUUAUUUUGUAAGCCUUUGACUUUUAAAAGACCACGAAAUCAUCUUGUGAUAACCUGAAGGAACGUAAAACUCAACCGGCUUGUUUUAGGCUUUACCAAAAUACUAAUCCAUCAUGAAGAAG
Messenger RNA from Nothobranchius furzeri (turquoise killifish), 1583 nucleotides. It is a transcript of the gene adat3, whose product is annotated as adenosine deaminase tRNA specific 3. Gene Ontology annotation, molecular function: tRNA-specific adenosine-34 deaminase activity. Gene Ontology annotation, cellular component: cytoplasm; nucleus. Lineage: Eukaryota; Metazoa; Chordata; Actinopteri; Cyprinodontiformes; Nothobranchiidae. The record is from RefSeq and is a predicted model, not a curated record.